Messenger RNA from Myotis davidii, 924 nucleotides. RefSeq names its product heparan sulfate-glucosamine 3-sulfotransferase 6 (gene HS3ST6). The record is from RefSeq and is a predicted model, not a curated record. The coding region runs from base 115 to 792 and encodes 225 amino acids. NCBI's taxonomy places the organism in Eukaryota, Metazoa, Chordata, Mammalia, Chiroptera, Vespertilionidae. Gene Ontology annotation, molecular function: [heparan sulfate]-glucosamine 3-sulfotransferase activity. The transcript has a single exon.
CUGUGCUGGGGCAGGUGCUCUCAACCCACCUCCCAGGCUGCCCAUCUGGCACUUUAGGAUGGGUGGGCCUGGGGGAGUGGGAAGUGAAUCUGGGGUCCCUGAGGCUGGUCUAUAAUGGGAGGGCUUGAGGGGACCAGCACCCUCUCAUGCCCACCUCUCCUUCCACACACCCGCAGGAGCCUGAUGCCACGCACCCUGGACGGGCAGAUCACCAUGGAGAAGACUCCCAGCUACUUUGUGACUCUCGAGGCCCCUCGCCGCAUCCACAGCAUGUCCCCGGACACGAAGCUGAUCGUGGUGGUUCGCAACCCCGUGACUCGGGCCAUCUCCGAUUACGCCCAGACGCUCUCCAAGACCCCGGGCCUGCCCAGCUUCCGAGCCCUGGCCUUCCGCCACGGCCUGGGCCCUGUGGACACGGCCUGGAGUGCCGUGCGCAUUGGCCUCUACGCCCAGCACCUGGACAACUGGCUUCGAUACUUCCCUCUGUCCCACUUCCUGUUUGUCAGCGGCGAGCGCCUGGUCAGUGACCCGGCUGGAGAAGUUGGCCGAGUGCAGGACUUCCUGGGCCUCAAAAGGGUCGUCACGGACAAGCACUUCUACUUCAAUGCCACCAAGGGCUUCCCCUGCCUCAAGAAGGCCCAGGGGAGCAGCCGCCCCCGCUGCCUGGGCAAGUCCAAGGGCCGGCCCCACCCCCGGGUGCCCGAGGCAGUGGUCCAGCGUCUGCGGGACUUCUACCAGCCCUUCAACCGCAAGUUCUACCAGAUGAUCGGCCAGGACUUUGGCUGGGACUGAGAGGCCAGGCCAGCCCACGCCCUGUCUGGGGAAACUCAGUAACCUUAAUUUAUGCCCGUCGCCCAGCCGAAGCAGGCUGUGUGCACAUGCUGGGUAGAGAGAACUAUUUAAGAAAUAAAGUCUGGAACUGUG